Molecule: messenger RNA, 1511 nt
Organism: Elaeis guineensis (African oil palm)
Lineage: Eukaryota; Viridiplantae; Streptophyta; Magnoliopsida; Arecales; Arecaceae
Molecular function (GO): peptidoglycan glycosyltransferase activity
Source: RefSeq, a predicted model, not a curated record
AUGUGGGCCCCACGUUUUAACCCAUCAGCAUUACAGUCUGGCCUUCCCAACGAGCAACAGCUGAUCGUCUUACAUCUCCCAUGUUUAAAAUGGCUUUCGGUUCUCUUGUCCGUGCGUCUUUCCUCGUUUAAAGAAGCACUCUGGUUCAGAUGCUUUCAAUCGGGAUCCAAACCAACAAACCAAGUCGUAGCGAUGCUGCUUCCCGCCUCAAUCCACCAUGUUCUGGUCACCGCCGGCCCUUUGAAUCCCACCGCUCACCUCCACAUUCUCCGACCGCGAGGCACCACUUCGUUCCCUUUCUUCUCUUCCCAACCAAAAGCCAAGCCGAGACGCUGUCACUCCCUAAGUUGUUCUCCUCUUCCUUCCCUCGGUCCUCAGAGGCCCUCUCCAAGCCCAGUUGGUUCCCUGAACCCACUCCACUUCUUGCUUGAUGUCUCGCUGCCCCUGUGCUCCUACCUGGGAAUCCUACCUCCUGAUUUCCCCGACCGCUGGCGCCAUCUGCUGGUGGUCUCGGAGGAGGCCGAGUCGAGGCUUGCUGGAAUUCCUCACCAUUUGAUCCAGGCUAUCAUGGCGUCGGAGGACCGCCGUUUCUUUUACCACUCUGGAGUUGAUCCCCAUGGGAUCGCCCGUGCCGUGAUCAAUUUUCCUAAUGGCGGCGGCGGGAGCACCAUCACACAGCAGCUCAUGAAGAGAAUCUUUUUAACAAGUGAGCGCAAAAUUUCAAGAAAAUUCAUUGAAGGGUUGUUGUCAUUGAUAGUGGAGAAGAGAAUGUCAAAAUGGAAAAUAUUAUAUUCGUACCUUAGUGAGAUGUAUUGGGGACAUGGAAUGUACGGAAUCGAAUCAGCAUCUGUUUUUUACUUUGGAAAACACCCUUCUUUUCUCACUGUGGGGGAAUCUGCAUUGCUAGCUGGGAUUUUACCUGCUCCUGAGCUUCUAAGCCCAUAUAGGAAUCCAGGCAGUGGCAAGUCCUCCCAAGCCAAGGUGCUCAGAAGGAUGGUGGCAGCAGGAUUUCUUGACAUGGAGACAGCACUGAAGAUUGCGAAGCAACCUCUUUGCUUGCAUUCUGAAAAUGAGACAUCAGAAGACACAGGCCUAAAUAUGAAUUCUCUAUGUAUGCAUGGACAACCUUUAUUCGUGUCAUGUGAAGCCAAGGAUAGAAUGAAACAGCACGAUGGAAGAUAAAUUCCAUAAGAUCUUGCACAUUGGACAGCUUGCAUAGGCUGAAGUGAAAACAAGGGUAUCCAUACACUGUUGUUAAAUUAACAUGAGAGAAAUGAUAGCUAAGGUUCCCAUCUGAUUAUUUUUUUUUCUUAUUUCUUAACUUCCAAAAUAUACUUCUAAUUUUGUCUGGUGCUCCUCUUGUUUCUCGCCCUUGAAAGAGACCAAGAACUGAAUUGGUAUUUAUCAAAGUGGGGAGGAUUGAUAAACACGAGGAUUUCAUCAUCUAGGCCAAGGAUUUUUUGUGAUUGAAAGAGAGAUAUAACAAAAUUUUCCCUGUAGAUCUGGAUCAA